GCGAAGGGGGAGAAUAACGUCGGGUCGGGUCAGCGGGCGCUGCAGUAGUCGCCGCAGCGGCGAUGGGAGCGGUGGGGACCAGGCGGCGGCGGCGGCGGCAGGAGGAGGAGCAGGGGCUGGCACAAGAGCAGCGGCUGGGGGCGGCCAGCAGCAGCAGUAACAGCAGCAGCCGCCGCCGCCAGUAAACGCGGACGGUACCCGAGGGGACUACCCAGCCGGCCGGCCCUCGAAGCCGCGCUCGGGUCCCGCCGCACUGGGCGGCGGGGGAUGGGCAGGCGGCGGUCGUCCCGCCUGCUGAGGUUUGACCUCUGCCGGUCCCGGCCCUGAGCUGGACCCGAGCCCUCCGCCCGAAAUCCCUGCGUCCGCCACGGCCCAGUUUAAAUGGAAACCACCCUUGGGAGCUGGAUGCCUGUGUAGCCAUUCUACCACAUCAGUGAAUUGCAAUGAGUGGAGGAGGAGAGCAGCCAGAUAUCCUCAGUGUUGGAAUCCUGGUCAAAGAAAGAUGGAAAGUAUUGAGGAAGAUUGGGGGUGGGGGCUUUGGAGAAAUUUACGAUGCCUUGGACAUGCUUACCAGGGAAAAUGUUGCACUGAAGGUGGAAUCAGCUCAACAACCAAAACAAGUUCUGAAAAUGGAGGUUGCUGUAUUGAAAAAACUACAAGGGAAAGACCAUGUUUGUAGAUUUAUUGGCUGUGGGAGGAAUGAUCGAUUCAACUACGUGGUCAUGCAGUUGCAGGGUCGGAAUCUGGCGGAUCUACGCCGCAGCCAGUCCCGGGGCACAUUCACCAUUAGCACUACUCUUCGGUUGGGUAGACAGAUUCUGGAGUCUAUUGAGAGCAUCCAUUCUGUGGGAUUCUUGCACCGAGACAUCAAACCGUCAAACUUUGCCAUGGGUCGCUUUCCUAGUACAUGUAGGAAAUGUUACAUGCUUGAUUUUGGCUUGGCUCGACAAUUUACCAAUUCCUGUGGUGACGUCAGACCACCUCGAGCUGUGGCAGGCUUUCGAGGGACAGUUCGUUACGCAUCAGUCAAUGCUCAUCGGAACAGGGAAAUGGGAAGACAUGAUGACCUUUGGUCCUUAUUCUACAUGUUGGUGGAAUUUGUGGUUGGUCAGCUGCCUUGGAGAAAAAUAAAGGACAAGGAACAAGUGGGCUCUAUUAAGGAGAGGUAUGACCACAGGCUUAUGUUGAAACAUCUCCCUCCAGAAUUCAGCAUCUUUCUGGACCACAUCUCCUCUUUGGAUUAUUUUACAAAACCAGACUACCAGCUUCUUGCAUCCGUGUUUGACAACAGCAUCAAGACCUUUGGAGUAAUUGAGAGUGACCCUUUCGACUGGGAGAAGACUGGAACUGAUGGCUCCCUCACCACCACCACUACUUCUACCACUCCUCAGCUGCACACCCGCUUGACCCCUGCGGCAAUCGGAAUUGCCAAUGCCACUCCCAUCCCAGGAGACUUGCUUCGAGAAAAUACAGAUGAGGUGUUUCCAGAUGAACAGCUUAGUGAUGGAGAGAAUGGCAUCCCUGUUGGUGUGUCACCAGAUAAAUUGCCUGGAUCUCUGGGACACCCUCGUCCCCAGGAGAAGGAUGUCUGGGAAGAGAUGGAUACCAACAGGAAUAAGAUAAAGCUUGGGAUUUGUAAGGCUGCUACUGAAGAGGAGAACAGCCAUGGUCAAGCAAAUGGUAUUCUGAAUGCUCCAAGCCUCGGUUCACCAAUUCGGGUCCGCUCAGAGAUGACUCAGCCAGACAGAGAUGUUCCAUUGGUGCGAAAGUUACGUUCCAUCCACAGCUUUGAGCUGGAAAAACGUUUGGUUCUGGAGCCAAAGCCAGAUACUGACAAGUUUCUUGAGACCUGCUUGGAGAAAAUGCAGAAAGAUUCCAGUGAAGGAAAGGAAUCUGUUCUCCCUGCUCUGCUUCAUAAGCCUUGUGUUCCUGCUGUGUCCCGUACUGACCACAUCUGGCACUAUGAUGAAGAGUAUCUUCCAGAUGCUUCCAAGCCUGCCUCUGCCAACACCCCUGAGCAGGCAGAUGGUGGUGGCAGCAAUGGAUUUGUAGCCGUUAACCUGAGCUCCUGCAAGCAGGAGGUUGAUUCCAAAGAAUGGGUGAUUGUGGAUAAGGAACAGGACCUUCGGGAUUUUAGGACAAAUGAGGCUUUAGGCCAUAAAACAACUGGAAGCCCUUCCGACGAGGAGCCCGAAGUCCUUCAAGUCCUAGAGGAAUCCCCUCAAGAUGAAAAGCUCCGAUUGGGUCCUUGGGCAGAAAAUGAUCUUUUAAAGAAGGAAACCUCAGGUGUGAUCUUAGCAGUUUCUGGGAAGUGCCCUGCCACUGCUGCUUCAGAACAAUAUGCAGAUAGGCUGGAACUCCAGGCUGGAGCUGCUAGUCAAUUUAUUGCAGUGACACCCACAAGUCCAAUGGAGGCACAAGCAGAAGGACCCCUUACAGCAAUUACAAUUCCUAGACGUUCUGUGGCAUCUACACAGUCGACUUCAGGUAGCUUUCAUUAUGGUCAGCAGCCAGAAAAGAAAGACCUUCAUCCCGUGGAGCCCACUGUGGAACUUUACUCUCCAAGGGAGAGCUUCUCUGGCUUGGUUGUGACAGAGCGCGAACCUCCUAGUGGAGGAAGCAGAACAGACUUCGGGCUUCAGAUAGAUCAUAUUGGUCAUGACAUGUUACCCAGCAUUAGAGAGUGUGACAGCUCCCAAGACCUGGGACCAAAAGACCUUCCUGACCAUAACAGACUGGCUGUGAGAGAAUUUGAGGGUCUCCCUAGGGAAACGGGAGAGAAAAGCAUGCUUGUGGGGUCAGAUAAUGAAGAUGAGAAGUUGAGUAAAGGGCAGCCUUAUAUUGAGAUUUCCCCUCUCCCAGGAGACUUGGUGACGGUGGAAAGGGAUCACUCAGCUACUACUGAACCUCUUGAUGUGACAAAGACACAGACUUUUAGUGUGGUGCCAAAUCAAGACAAAACUCACGAGAUAGUGAAGCUUUUGGCAGUUGGAACUUCAGCAGUAUCUCCACGAGUUAUUGACCGACAUGUUGAAGGACAGAUAGGCCAGGUGGCAGCAGUGCAAAAAGGUAAGAUAUCUAAGGAGGAUGACAUCAAGAGUGAAGACUUGCUGAGUCAUCAAGGAGACCUCUCUACUCUUUUGCACCAAGAGGGUAAGAGAGAGAAAAUUGCCCCUAGAAAUGGAGAACUAUUUCAUUCUGUUUCAGAGAGUGAACACUGUCCUCCAUCCCGGAAGGAUGUGGUUAGGUCAUCCUUUGUAACUAGACACAGCCGAAUCCCUGUUUUAGCACAAGAGAUAGAUUCAACUUUUGAAUCAUCCUGUCCAGUCUCUGCAAAAGAGAAGCUCCUCCAAAAGAAAGCUUAUCAGCCAGAUCUAGUCAAGCUUCUGGUGGAAAAAAGGCAACUCAAAUCUUUCCUUGGGGACCUCUCAAGUGCCUCUGAUAAAUUGCUAGAGGAGAGAUUAUCCACUAUUCCUGCUCCUUUUUCUGAGGAGGAAGUCUUCACUCCCUUUUCAAGACUGGCCGUAGACUCACACCUGAGCAGGUCAGCCGAAGACAGCUUUCUGACACCCAUCAUCUCCCAGUCCAGAAAGAGCAAAAUUCCAAGGCCAGUUUCAUGGGUCAACACAGAUCAAGUCAACAGCUCAACUUCAUCUCAGUUCUUGCCUCGGCCACCACCAGGAAAGCCACCCAUGAGGCCUGGAGUAGAAGCCAGGCUCCGCAGAUAUAAAGUCCUAGGGAGUAGCAAUUCUGACUCAGACCUUUUCUCCCGCCUGGCCCAAAUUCUUCAAAAUGGAUCUCAGAAACCCCGGAGCACUACUCAGUGCAAGGGUCCAGGAUCCCCUCACAAUCCAAAAACACCACCCAAGAGUCCAGUUGUCCCUCGCAGGAGUCCCAGUGCCUCUCCUCGAAGCUCUUCCUUGCCUCGCACAUCCAGUUCCUCACCAUCUAGGGCUGGACGGCCCCACCAUGACCAGAGGAGUUCAUCCCCGCAUGUGGGGAGAAGCAAGUCACCUCCCAGCCACUCAGGAUCUUCCUCCUCCAGGAGGUCCUGCCAACAGGAGCACUGCAAACCCAGCAAGAAUGGCCUGAAAGUAUCCAGCAGCCUCCACCACCACUCGGCCAGCACUAAAGCCCCCCCAGGGAAGAGUAAGUCAGCCAGUAAACUCAGCAGAUAGGAGCUGGGCUGCAUCUCUGUGGAAGGUGUGAGAUCUUCCUCCUAAAUCUGAUACAUGUGUGUCCCUGUACUGUCUAUUUAAAAAAAUCAGUGUUGAUCUUGUCUUGCAAAAGAAAGUAACAUGAUAAAAUAUUUAUAAGAAGAUAUAUGAUAAGAAAUUACCUAAGAUAGGCAGCAAGCAGAUCAGGAAUCAAUGUCUUUGCAUAGGAAGGGGCAAGCCAGCAAAAUCCAAGGGGGUGAAACUGGCUAAAUGAACUCUCAUUUCUUAUCUGCCUUCAAAACAAAAAUGUUGAAGGUAGGGGGUGGAUUGGAAUUUUAAGGGGUUUAGCCACUUUUUUUAAGGCUCUACUUAAAGAUUAUAUAGCAAAAGUGAAACUUCUCACUUUAAUAUUUGCUUUCCAAACUUCCCAACCUCGGGGAGUCAGAAUUGCUCCGAUAUUAGAGUAUGUAAGAAGUGUGUUGCUGGUGGAGCCAGUGCUCAUAUACGUUUGGCUUGUGUGUUUAUCUGGUGUAUUGAGAGUUCACACCUUUACUUUGCCUCAUUCCUAGUACCCUCCCUGGAUUUCACAUUUUUUAAAGUUAGUGUUUGUCACCUGAUCCAAUCUCUCUUAUUUUAACAAUACAUUCUAACGUGCUUUUAGCAGCACAUGCUGAGAAUUUCAAAUCCAAUUACUUUUUUAAAUCCCCUAAUAUUUCUCUUUGGAGCAACAGUUACUUAACUCAGUAUAUUUUUAUUGUGAAAAAUAACUGAUGAAACUUAGGUAAAGGAAGGAAAAGUCUAAAUAGAACUACUUUGCAGGCUUCAGUGCUUUAGGGAGAGGGACAGAGUGUGGAGUAAUACCCUUCAAGAUAGAAGAACCCUCUUUCCCCUGUUAGUUUCCUCCUUGUGGAAGGAAAACUGACCAGAGUAGACCUUGCUUCCUUAAAUCUUCUAGGUACCAACUAUUUCUACUAUCAACCUCCAAGACAAUACCAGGGAAGUACAUUGCUGUGGAAUGUGACUUUAUGCUUUUAGAGCUUUAGAAAGAAAAAUAGGAAGAAAUUAGGUAUGUUGAGGCUUAAAAUUCUCAAACUUUGUAUUUUAUACAUUUAGCCAAUAAGGAAUGAGUAUCUGAGGAAAUAAAUUUAGGCUCAAUAUUUAUCUUUUAAGGUUUUAUUACCUGCUUCACCUGUGCUUUAGUUUGAAUAUUUGAGCUUCUUGACCUGAUUUCCAUGUAAUCUUAAUUUAUAAAGCUGUAAGGAGGAUCAUAUUUGUUCUGAUCUCACUCUUCUGCUAAGAGGAAUCAGUCAAAGUUAAAUUAUACUAGAUUUUUAAAAUGAGCUCUUUUAUACUCACAGUUUUUGUGUUGUAAAGACCUUAUUAAGGUCAGGUAAAUUGGUCUGCUUGCUGUUGAAAUUUGCCUUCUAGCAAACAUCUGUGCUUUCUCUUUGACCUUGUGUUUGCUGCCAAACCUAAUAUGGUUGAAUUGGAAAACAGAAAAAAAGAAAGAUAUUUCCUCACCAAGUGAACAUAUUCUAAUGCUGCAUCAAAGCUGCCCUGAAGCUGCACUGAACUUAUCUUGUUCUCUUUAUCUGUGUUGAGCUUUUUGAAAAAAAAACAAAAAACAAAAACUCAAAACACUAUUGAGGCAUACAUGGUCUCCCAUAAGAAAUAUAGCAUAAUGUGGAAUCUUAAUUUCUCUCCGGUUUCAAGACUACAGAGGAAUGCAAUAGAUAAGACAUAUUUGCUGUUUAACUAAAGCAAGUGUAAUAUUGGAAGACCAAUCCUUCUGUAUUAUAUUGUAUAAUAGUUGCUAUAACACUACUUGCAUGUC
Messenger RNA from Balaenoptera ricei (Rice's whale), 5991 nucleotides. RefSeq names its product tau tubulin kinase 2 (gene TTBK2). The record is from RefSeq and is a predicted model, not a curated record. Gene Ontology annotation, cellular component: ciliary basal body; nucleus; ciliary transition zone. The coding region runs from base 444 to 4178 and encodes 1244 amino acids. Gene Ontology annotation, biological process: cilium assembly; signal transduction; peptidyl-serine phosphorylation. The transcript is spliced from 15 exons. NCBI's taxonomy places the organism in Eukaryota, Metazoa, Chordata, Mammalia, Artiodactyla, Balaenopteridae. Gene Ontology annotation, molecular function: ATP binding; protein serine/threonine kinase activity.